AUGGCUCUUCAACUCGACAAUGGCGUGUCCGCAAAGCAGGUGGCGGACAUGGGAGCCAAGGUCGUCAGUGGCUGGUAUGGCUACUGCAGCGACGACGACAACAGCCUCAAGGAUAAACUCGUCAUGGCCAUCUGGGAGAAGACUACCGUCAUCUCCUUUGCAAUCAACUUUCUGAACGACUUCUUCUCGAAUCCGGCCACGGCGGAACUGUGGAAGGACGAGGCUUUUACCACGACGAAGGAGCUGGUUGAGGCUUGCUGGAGAUUGUAUUCAGAGUUGAACACUUGCCUGGAGAGAGCGAAAGACGAGAAGCCGCCUUGGCCAUUCCGCCACAUGAGCGUUGAAGAGAUUUGCGCAAAGGUGGAUUGCUUGCACAGUGCGCUGGUGCUGCUUCGCUUCCUGCUUGAGAAGGCAUCGCAGAGGGGUAAAGGAACGCUGGAUGCGCAGGAACUCAGAGCAGUCCAGCAUCGCCUGGAUGACGUCGCCGCAGGCAUUGCAGAAUACGAAAAGGUUCUGGUUGGCGACCUAUCGAGCUACUCGCCGGUGGAGCAACGAAGCUCCUGCUGCCUGUACUUUGAUCACAUGGUCAGAUCCCCUCGAGAAGCCCGUAUGACCAUGGAAACCGUCGAGAUUUGUCUUCCUCAGACCGAACACCCCUCAGAAACGGUGAACCAGAGCCCUGGACUGGAGACUCCGAAGGAAGAAAGACCGAUGUCUCCAGUCCCAGCCGAAGACGACGAUGUGGCUUCGCUCCCUUCAUCAGAACUCGACAAGUGCAUCAUUUACCUUGAGGAGCUAUUGCAGCAGCUGAAGGUGGUGCAGAAGUCCGGGGACCUCGAUUCGCCGCAUGACUUCGCCGCCGAGUACACGCAGACGAGAAAAGCGCUCGACAACUUGAUUCUGGGCGAAAGGCAGCCGAAACCUCCUCCGUCAAGAAGACAGUCGUUCCAGAUGACCCCGGUGAAGGCUUACCUCCGUCGCGCAAAGUACUCAUGGAAAGAUUGGCUUCUACUCGGGCCCAUCAUGAAGCCAAAGAAGGAAAGCCUCACGAUCGCCGAGUUGCAUGAAGGGGACCAAUGCCCUUUCCCCAGCUGCGGCGCUCAUCUUACGCCCUCGAAUGAAGCCGCACCGUCGGACGCGAAGGAGGAGCUGGAGCAGUGCAACGAGAAACGGGUUUUCAAAAUCCCAGGAUACAUGACAAACGACACGGCCACAGCGCCCGGAGAAGAUGGCACUCCGUCGUCCAGACUGCUCAGUCCUGCACCUGAUCGGCCCGCCACCCUUUCAUUCACGACCAUCUACACGGAAGAUGACGACUCGUCGUCCUGCCACUCGUGCUCCUCCAACGAGUCUGCAUCGAGCUUCUGCGUGGUCGGCGAGGGGUCUUCAAAGGGGCAAAGCCCCGCGCUCGGAAAAGGCGCACUGCCUUCAGCCGCGCAGAUGCCUUGGGCGCUGCCCGAAUGCAUCCGCAGCAUGCCAAAGACGGCAAACGACGCGUUGCAUCGGUGGACGACGCUGCUGGAGUGA
This is a messenger RNA of Diplodia corticola, 1527 nucleotides long. RefSeq names its product mg2+ transporter zinc transport protein. The record is from RefSeq and is a predicted model, not a curated record. NCBI's taxonomy places the organism in Eukaryota, Fungi, Ascomycota, Dothideomycetes, Botryosphaeriales, Botryosphaeriaceae. Bases 1 to 1527 code for a protein of 508 amino acids. The transcript has 2 exons.